Messenger RNA from Daphnia carinata, 2239 nucleotides. RefSeq names its product dendritic arbor reduction protein 1-like. The coding region runs from base 274 to 1584 and encodes 436 amino acids. Gene Ontology annotation, biological process: regulation of transcription by RNA polymerase II. Gene Ontology annotation, molecular function: DNA-binding transcription factor activity, RNA polymerase II-specific; RNA polymerase II cis-regulatory region sequence-specific DNA binding. Lineage: Eukaryota; Metazoa; Arthropoda; Branchiopoda; Diplostraca; Daphniidae. The transcript has 2 exons. The record is from RefSeq and is a predicted model, not a curated record.
UCAUUCACAAGGUGAAGCUCUUGGUAGACACGUCGCGCACAUUUCUUCUUCUUAGAAAAAGAAACGAGUUGUUAUUUUUUUUGUUGUUUUGUUCGCAGUGCGUUCAACGAGAAAAACAGUGUGUUAACAAAUUGUGCCCGUCACAAGUGACGUUUUUUUUUAUUUUGACUUGUUGAGUUUUCAUUUUGAAAUCGUCGCUAAACAAUUGACAAUCGUGAAAUUGUGAAACAUCUGUUUUUCUUUUUUUUUUGCCGAUUCUGCGUCUGCUCAAAAAUGUCGGAUUUUCAAGAGAUUUGGCAAGAUAUCGAAACGGUUUUGUUAGGAUCUGCUCCGGCGGGAGCUCACGCCGUCAAUGCGUCCGUUUACGGUAACCGCGAAUUGAACGAACAGCAUUGCGCGUAUUCGAAUGCGCCGACAGCCGCAACGGCCGCCUAUUCGUCUCUAGAAAAUCAGCAAACGCGCUCGUCUUCCGGCCCUUCCUCGCUGGCUGUGGAGGCUGCGUUCCAGCAGCAUCCGUCGGCGGCCGCGCAACAGCAGUACAACGGCGAAACGAUGGCCUACAAUUAUCACGGCCAACACUAUCACCACCACCACCACCAGGCGGAGUGCGUCUCUUCCGCGGCUUCGUAUCCGUUUUACAACUACCGGAAGGAAGGUGGCGGCGUGGCGAUUCCAUCCGCUGCUGGCGCCACUUCGGCAUAUCCGGUCAUCAAACAGGAACUGCAAGACGUCGCGGCGACGGACAAUUACACGGCCGUUGCCCAUCAUCAGCAGAAUUAUUUUCUUCAUCCGCAGCGGAUGGCCAAUGCGAACGUCGCCAAUCACCGCGUUCCAGCAACAGCAGCAGCAGCAGCAGCAGUUCAACAACAGAAUUAUUAUUCGUAUCACACGGCCGAUGCCUCGUACAACGGGAUGCAACAACAACAACAUCAACAACAACACGGGGCUUAUCAUCAGGCGUAUCAUCCGCAUCAGCAGGGUCAAAUGUCGCCGCCGACGACUCCGGACAGCGUCUACGGCCACCAGCAAACGACGGCGUCCAAUAAUCGGCUGGCCCAACAGCAACAGACUCAAGUUUUGAACGGCGACGAAUUUCAGCAGCACGCGCAUUACUAUCACCAUCAGCAACAGACUCAUUUGCAUAACCAACAGCCGCAACAGCCAGCGAUGCAGGGGCACAUGCCGCGCCUCGUCCCGGCUCUCACGCCGCCGUCGUCUCCGCACUUGAAGGCGGCGCAAAUGUCGUGCGCUCCGGUCGUUGCGGCCGGCGCGACGGUGCGACCCCGUCGCCGAAGGACUUGGGGCAAACGGAGGGUCAUUAUUCACACUUGCUCGCAUUCCGGAUGCGCCAAGACCUAUACGAAAUCGUCGCAUCUCAAGGCCCAUUUGAGGACGCACACGGGCGAGAAACCGUACCAGUGCUCGUGGAAGGGUUGCGGAUGGAAAUUCGCCCGCUCCGACGAAUUGACCCGCCACUACCGCAAACAUACGGGCGACCGGCCGUUCCAGUGCCGCCUCUGCGAGCGGGCCUUUUCGCGCUCCGACCAUUUGGCCCUUCACAUGAAGCGGCACAUAAGCGUUUGAAUUCUCGAUUAUGCGGUUUAUAUUUUCGAUGCGUCUAGUCAAAUUAUUAUUAUUUUUUUUUCUUUUCCUUCUGUUUUUUUUUUUUUUAAAUCUUUUUUAAAAUCUUAUAUAUCUUACUAAUCAUUUGAAAUUAUCUUUAAUAUUUUUUGAUUGUGGACAAAUUGACAUUAUUCAGGAUUCGCGUCGAUUUGAUUUGUGUAACCCUGUUGUCGUAGAACAAAUGUUUUCUACCUAUCGUCUAGGGAUCCGCACGUUUUUCUUUCUGUAGGCCUACAAGACUAUUAGACUAUUUUUUCUUUUCAUUUUCGAUUUUUAAAAAGACAAAAAAAAAAAAUCAUUAUUUUCUCGUGUAUGCAAAUAUUUUUUUCAUCAAAAGAAAAAAAAAAAUAGGCCAUUUUGAAUGAUCGUAUUUUUUUAUGACAAAAAUAUCCGUCGUUAAACGCACGUUUUCAUUUCGUUCUUUUAAACGCGAUGGAAUUUAUUUGUUGCAUUCCCCGAUUUCUGUUUCUGAUGAUGUUCUGGUUGUGCCUGCUGCUGCCUCUUUUUAUUAUUAUCAAAUAAGAAUUGUUUAAUUUGAAGAAAACAAAUUGAUUUCUCCAUGUCGCCUCUAUUGCUGUACAGUUUUUAUUUCCAUCAGAAUGCUACAUUACAAAAA